Messenger RNA from Oryzias melastigma (Indian medaka), 913 nucleotides. It is a transcript of the gene fkbp1b, whose product is annotated as FKBP prolyl isomerase 1B. Lineage: Eukaryota; Metazoa; Chordata; Actinopteri; Beloniformes; Adrianichthyidae. Gene Ontology annotation, molecular function: peptidyl-prolyl cis-trans isomerase activity. The transcript is spliced from 4 exons. The record is from RefSeq and is a predicted model, not a curated record. Bases 146 to 472 code for a protein of 108 amino acids.
GCUUGACGCUGCGGCUUGGUGGUCUGUGAAUGCAUGGUUUCCAUCCAUAAAUCCCGACUUGUAGCGGGUAACUGUCUAAAGAAGGAGCUUUCGGACUGUAAAGCUACUAUUAUUUUUUAGUAAUUUUUUUAAAAUUAGCACGGAAAUGGGCGUGGUCGUGGAAACAAUAUCCCCCGGCGACGGACGAACAUUUCCAAAGAAAGGCCAAACAUGCGUGGUUCAUUACAUAGGUAUGCUACAGAACGGAAAAAAGUUCGACUCGUCCCGAGACAGGAACAAACCCUUUAAGUUCAAGAUCGGACGGAUGGAGGUCAUCAAAGGCUGGGAGGAAGGAGUUGCACAGAUGAGCCUCGGCCAAAGAGCUAAAAUCACCUGCACACCUGACAUGGCGUACGGCGCCACCGGCCAUCCCGGGGUCAUCCCGCCGAACGCCACCCUUGUUUUUGACGUGGAGCUGCUCAAGCUGGAGUGAAAAACGCUGAAGGUCGAUACGGAGGCUGGUUGCCGCCUCCCACGUCUCACCUCCUUGAGUUUGAUUUGUACAAACUCGGCGUUUACGUGUGAAUUUGUGCUGCUUUGUUGCCAUCCCGUCCUCAGAAGUUCUGCUAAAGAAAUCAUAAACUUUGACGCCAUUUUUAUUAUUUCUUCAUCCAAUCGAAACAAACUGCCUUAUAAAAUGGAGGGUUCACGUGUUCCAGAUUCACCCUUUCUGCUCUGCAUACGGCCCUGGGCAUUAUCUACCACUGUCUGCAUCGUCACUUUGAAGAAGUCCUGCUGAAAGCUCUGAACGAUCUCUAGUUUGUUUUAUAAAGUUUCUGCACAUUUGCGGCGAGCGAUCAACUUCAACCCAAUACUGUACAGCACUCGAGCCGAUACGACCAACUCCUGAAUUAAAGGUGUACUGUGUUGAGAA